Messenger RNA from Cylicostephanus goldi, 645 nucleotides. The record is from the annotation of a GenBank genome assembly. Lineage: Eukaryota; Metazoa; Nematoda; Chromadorea; Rhabditida; Strongylidae.
AGGGUUCAGCAGGUCAUUACGUCUCUGUUUUUCUUCUCUAAAGCGGUGAAUAUCAGAAUAUUAUCUUUCCAAAUCUUUUUUAGACGAGCUUCUCACUCUUUUGGAUGGCACCCUUCGCGCGGCUCGCGCUUCUCGUCUGAAUGCAGCGCUGACGAUCCAGUUAUGUAGUCAUGUUCUCCAUGCCAUCAACGCUACCUUGUUCAAUUCUCUGGUUGGCGUAGCGCCCAAUAGCGUGCAGCUGACGACCCGACUUGGAAAAUGUCUGCAAGCAAGGCUGGCUGCUAUACACGGGUGGGCAGAACAAAUGGGAGUCGAAUUGGCCGCCGAAUGCCAUUUGGACAGAAGUCGACAAGCAGCGACUCUUUUGGCUGCUCAGAAGAACGACGUGGCUGCACUUGGAGCAACUUGCUACAAAUUGAAUAGUCUACAGGUUCGCCAUUUGCUCACACAUUUUGUUGCUCAAGAUGGAGAGAUUCCUUGUGACAAUGACGUGAUAACGCGAAUUGUUGGACUUUCGGAACGGCAAGCAGAUGCGUUAACUCUCCAGGUAAAGUCUAGAACUUUCUUUUAUAUUCUCAAAUCAUAUACGAAAAAUUAUCUUUCGAAGCGAUAUAAUGAAAACAGGAAAAAUAAAAAAAGUUAGUA